Messenger RNA from Ficedula albicollis (Collared flycatcher), 1374 nucleotides. RefSeq names its product interleukin-8-like. Gene Ontology annotation, biological process: cellular response to lipopolysaccharide; neutrophil chemotaxis; chemokine-mediated signaling pathway. Gene Ontology annotation, cellular component: extracellular region. NCBI's taxonomy places the organism in Eukaryota, Metazoa, Chordata, Aves, Passeriformes, Muscicapidae. The coding region runs from base 479 to 793 and encodes 104 amino acids. The transcript has 4 exons. Gene Ontology annotation, molecular function: chemokine activity; CXCR chemokine receptor binding. The record is from RefSeq and is a predicted model, not a curated record.
CACAGCACGGUGUGAGGCGUUUUUGCUGAUCAGAGAGGCAGCAAAAAUAGCGGUGGGGAAAAUAUAGCCCCAAGAAAUGAAUAUGUAAAUGUCUGAGUACACUAAAAACCCCCCUGCUUAGUCAGGGGCUUGGGCUCUGCUUUCAGUCUGGGCUUUUUUUUGUGGCUGAGGGGUAAAUGCUCAAGGCAGUGAAGGGUGAUGUGGGUACAAACCCAACAGAAACAAGGCGUGGGGGAGAUGUGUGGGGAAUCCAAGCCUUGCACUCGGUCCCAAUGGCUGGUUUUAAUUAAUAAUAUUGACCAUUCUGGACUGACUCUGGGGAGUAUCUGAGGAAUGACAUCACCUCUCCGGGUGCUGUGCUGGCCGGCUGUGACUGCUGAGGUGUGAACGCUGUGCCUGUGUCGGGGCGUGACCCUCCCCGAUAAAUAGGGCCGUUUGUGGUCCCACAGAGCAUCUGUGGGGCUGAGCUUCCCUGAGGAUGGGAGCACUGGCUGGGGUGGGGACAGGAGCCCCCCUGCUCCCAUGGCUGCUGCUGCUGCUGCUGAUGUCCCACUCUGCCCACGCAGCCAUCCUGGAGGUGAACGGGAACCUGAGCUGUAGGUGUGCCAAGACGACCUCGGAAUACAUCAGUCCCAAGAAAUACGAGAGCAUUGAGAUCAGGCCUGUGGGCAGCAGCUGCAGGCGCACGGAGAUCAUAAUUAAAUUAAGACCCUCAGGGAAGGUGUGUGUGAAUCCUGAAGCCCCCUGGGUAAAGAAGCUGCUGAAGCGCAUUGCCAGCACGAAGAAAAAAUAAGUUUCCCACUAAGGAAGUUGGUGCCCAGAGCCCCAGGCAGGCUGGUGGACGAUGCCAGGUGUGCAGACCUGGCUGCUCCUCACUUUGCCCUCCCUCUCUUCCUCCCCUUCCUGAAAGCCCCACGGCUGGCUCUGCUGGCAGUGGCUGUGGGGAGGGUGGCUCACUGCUGGCCCCAGCCCCAUGGCAGGCUUGUGCGGGUUCUACCCUGCUCCUGGUCCCUGGAUCAGUGUGAAUAUGAAUCCUUCAUUUGUUUAGUUGCCUGUGGACUGCGAAGCUGUUUCCUGGCAGGGACAGUUCCUGCUUCUUUAGGAAUGACUUUGUGACUUUUUCCAUGUGAAGUGCUCAGCGACAGUGUGUGUGUCUGAGGGUUGUGUGGCACAGCGUGGCAUGUCCUGUUCUGGAAGUCCAAUAAAAUUCAGGAUUUUUCUUUCUGUUGGAUUUUCCCCAGAUCUUCUAGCUUUGAAACCAUGUAUGACAAAGAAUCAUAGGACAGCUUGGGUUAGAAGUGACCUCAAAUCCUGUCCACUCUCGCUGGGAUUCCCCACUAUCCCAGGUUGUUUCAAGCUCUGUCCAGCCUGGUG